Medicago truncatula (barrel medic) is the source of this 2295-nucleotide messenger RNA. RefSeq names its product cation/H(+) antiporter 15. Gene Ontology annotation, cellular component: endomembrane system; membrane. The coding region runs from base 1 to 2295 and encodes 764 amino acids. The transcript has 3 exons. Lineage: Eukaryota; Viridiplantae; Streptophyta; Magnoliopsida; Fabales; Fabaceae. Gene Ontology annotation, biological process: regulation of pH; proton transmembrane transport. Gene Ontology annotation, molecular function: antiporter activity. The record is from RefSeq and is a predicted model, not a curated record.
AUGGCUGCAACAAGCGAAAACGCGAACAUUACCGGUGUUACACCAAACGGAACGAUAUGGGCUGGCUUGGUACUAGGUCCAUCAGUUUUCGGGCAAAGUGAGCUCAUAAAAAAAUGGAUAUUUCCACAAAAAACAUUCUUCAUUAGCCAGACAAUCUCAUAUUUUGGGAUAAUGAUGUUCUUGUUCUUAAUUGGAGUAAAAAUCGAUCUAAGUCUUGUUACAAGAUCAGGGAAAAAAGCUUGGGCAAUUGGAACAUUUUCAUUUUUUGUACCACUAUUAAUGAGCAAUUUCAUCGCACGUCUCCUAGGAAAACUACUAAUAACCCCCGACCAAAUUCUCUGCAAGUCCAUAUUUGUCCUCGCAUUUAUCUUUUCAACCGGUUCAUUCCACACCACCGCAAUCCACUUAGCCGAUUUAAAGCUAUUGAACUCAGAAAUGGGUCGAAUAGCGAUAUCUGCCUCCAUGGUUGAUGGAGCCUUUUCGUUAUUGUGGGUUACUGCUAAACUCACAGAAAAACAAUCAAGUUCAGCAGAUUUAAAGCACCAUCCUUUUACUUGGACGGGAGUUUCUUUGCUUGUUAUGGUUAUUAUCAUACUAUGCGUUCUUAGGCCUAUAAUGUUUUGGAUGAUAAGAAAAACACCUGAAGGAAAACCAAUCAAAGAAUCAUACAUAUUUUCAGUGUUUUUAAUGAUAUUGGGCUGCUCAUUAUUUAGUGAGGUUAUUGGAGAACAUUAUAUGAUUGGUCCUGUAAUUUUAGGUCUGGCUGUACCUGAUGGGCCUCCAUUAGGAUCAGCAUUGACUGAAAGGUUGGAUGCAAUUGUGUCAGCGGUUUUCUUGCCAUUGUAUUUCCUUUUUAAUGGUGCUAAUUUCAAUAUUUUUCUAAUUAAUACUCGUAGCUUUGUAAUAGUGCAAAUUGUUGCUAUAUUUGCAUCUUUGGGGAAGGUUGCUGGAACUAUGUUGCCUUCAAUUUAUUGGAAGAUGCCAGUUACUGAUGUUCUAUCUUUAGGACUACUUAUGAGUGCUCAAGGCAUCACACAAUUGAUUUACUUGCAGACUGCUCUAUAUCUUCAUCUUAUAGAUGAAGAAUCAUAUGGUAUUGGGUUGAUAGCUUUAAUAUGGAUAACAGCAGCCACAACACCCAUUGUGAAAUUCCUAUAUGAUCCAUCUAAGAGGUACUUAUCCUUAAAUAGGAGAAGAACCAUUGAACAAUCAACUUCAGAUAUUGAACUUCGUAUCUUGGCAUGUAUACACAGUCAAGAAAACACACCAUCCAUUAUCAAUCUUCUUGAAAUGUCAAGCCCUUCAUUGAAAAAUCCAAUUUGUUUCUAUGUCCUACAUCUUAUUCAACUUAGAGGACGAGUAACACCAGUUUUCAUAGAUCAUCAACCAACAUGCAACAAGGAGAAUCCACCGCACUCGACGAGUUAUUCACAACACAUAAUAAAUGCUUUUAGAUCGUAUGAGCAACAAAAUUCGAAUAAUGUGGUUGUGAAACUCUUCACAUCGAUUUCUCCUUAUGAGACGAUGCAUGAUGAGAUAUGUAUGCAAGUUGCUGAGAAGAGAGUUUGUUUGUUGAUUGUUCCUUUUCAUAGACAGUGGAUUCCAAAUGAGAUUUCAGAGUCAGCAGCCCCGAUUCGCGCAUUAAACCGUCAUCUUCUCAGAAAAGCACCUUGUUCUAUUGGGAUUUUAAUUGAACGCGGCACUUUGAGUAGGAAUAAUCCUCUGACUAGUGUUUCAUUUUUUAGUGUUGGAAUUAUUUUUAUAGAAGGUGCGGAUGAUCGCGAAGCGUUAGCAUAUGCGAUGCGAAUGGCACAUCACCCGAACGUAAGGGUCACCUUGGUUCGAAUAAUGGAGCCUCGAAAGAAAAAUAGGAACUUGACCAACAGGGAUCCAGACGGCGACUUGAUUCAUAGGUUUAAAGUAGAUUGUAUCAAAAUUAAACGUCAUGAUUAUAAAGAGGAAAUAGCAAGAGAUAGUGUUGAAAUGGUAAAUGUUAUAAGGUCACUUGAAGGUUGUUUUGAUUUGAUUUUGGUUGGUAGAAGACAUACAAGUGAGUCAAAUUUGUUUAGUGGAUUGUCUGAAUGGAAUGAGUAUCCUGAACUUGGUCCUAUUGGAGACAUGUUAGUGGCUUCAGAUUCUACUUUUGAUGGUUCUGUUCUGGUGAUUCAGCAACAAAAGAAGUCAGGGGUUGGUUAUCAUGAUUUGAAUCUAGAUUGUGGUAUCGUCAAAACAAAGCAAGAACCUGUAACCAUUGUGGAAGUACCUAAUGAUAGAAACGUUCGGCCAAUUAUUUGA